This is a messenger RNA of Vitis riparia (riverbank grape), 2355 nucleotides long. Its product is annotated as phosphatidylinositol 3,4,5-trisphosphate 3-phosphatase and protein-tyrosine-phosphatase PTEN2A. Gene Ontology annotation, cellular component: cytosol. Gene Ontology annotation, biological process: dephosphorylation. The coding region runs from base 260 to 2083 and encodes 607 amino acids. The transcript has 13 exons. The record is from RefSeq and is a predicted model, not a curated record. NCBI's taxonomy places the organism in Eukaryota, Viridiplantae, Streptophyta, Magnoliopsida, Vitales, Vitaceae. Gene Ontology annotation, molecular function: phosphatidylinositol-3,4,5-trisphosphate 3-phosphatase activity.
UAAAUCACGUGACCAGGAAGCUGCAAAGCGUAUCAUUUUCCAAUACAAGCUAUACUCCUUCAUCAAUCUCCGAAACCCUAGAAAUCUGCAAACCAUUCUGCUUAGAUCCUUUGCUUCCAACUCUGCACUGUUUGGAUUUCGCUCUUCAGGGCCUCAGAUUUCAGUCCUGUUGUCAUUCCAAUAUGAUUUAGUGUAACCUUUCAUGCUGGGUUCUUCAACUUCUGUCUUUAACCUCUAUUGAGAUCUCUUGGGUGGUGAAAUGGAGUUGGAAUCUGCCGAUUCAUCAAAUCUGCCUCCUCCUAAAGUGCCAGAAGUACAACCUUCUGUUGCCACAGGUUCUGGACCAGAUAAUGCUGCACGUGAUGCACCAUCUAGGCUAUCAUCAUGGGCCAAAAAUUUGAAAAUUCCUCAGUCAUUGGCAGGGGGACAAGAUGAAUCUCCAACUGGAACUACUGCAAAAUCAAGCUUUGCACGUUUCACUAGUGGGAUUGGAUUGCGCUUGUCUCCAAAAACUCCUACAUCUGAAGAUGGUCCUGAUGGAUCUCCAACGACGGCACAGCCUGGUUUAUUUGGAACAUUUACAAAAGGAAUAGUUGACUCAUCUAGGAAUGCAGUGAAGGCUGUGCAGGUCAAGGCUCGUCAUGUGGUCUCUCAAAAUAAAAGAAGAUAUCAGGAGGGGGGAUUUGACUUGGAUAUGACAUACAUCACAGAGAAUAUAAUUGCUAUGGGGUUCCCUGCUGGUGAUAUGAGCUCUGGGUUUUUGGGAUAUGUUGAGGGUUUCUACCGAAACCAUAUGGAGGAAGUGAUCAAGUUCUUUGAAACACAUCACAAGGACAAAUACAAAGUAUACAAUCUUUGCUCGGAGAGACUGUAUGAUGCAUCCUUGUUUGAAGGAAAGGUGGCUAGUUUCCCAUUUGAUGACCAUAAUUGCCCCCCAAUUCAACUCAUAACUUUAUUUUGUCAAAGUGCAUACUCGUGGUUGAAGGAGGAUAUUGAGAAUGUUGUGGUUGUGCACUGUAAAGCUGGAAUGGCAAGGACAGGAUUAAUGAUUUCUAGCCUUCUUCUAUUCCUGAAGUUCUUCCCUACAGCUGAGGAGUCCAUUGAUUACUACAACCAGAAAAGAUGUUUUGAUGGGAAAGGACUUGUUCUGCCUAGUCAGAUUAGGUAUGUCAAAUAUUUUGAACGGAUCUUAACAUACUUCAACGGUGAAAACCAGCCUGGGCGCAGGUGCAUGCUCAGGGGAUUUCGGCUUCACAGGUGCCCUUAUUGGAUUAGGCCCUCCAUUACGGUCUCUGACCAUAAUGGUGUUCUCUUCUCUACCAAAAAACAUCCACGAACCAAGGAUCUGUCGCCAGAAGAGUUUUGGUUCAGUGCACCAAAGAAAGGGAUAAUGGUCUUUGCACUUCCGGGGGAGCCUGGCUUGACACCAUUGGCUGGGGAUUUUAAAAUCCAUUUUCAUGACCGCCAAGGAGAUUUCUACUGUUGGUUAAACACCACAAUGAUGGAAAACAGAAAAGUUCUAAACCCUGAUGAUCUUGAUGGGUUUGACAAGAGGAAACUGCCAUCCCCAGGAUUCCAGGUCGAGGUUGUGCUGAUAGACCAUGAUGGCUCUGUUCCACCAGCACCCAAAACUGAAACUGAUGACAAGAAAUCAGAUGGAGUCUCGGGUACUGGUUCUGCCUCAGUUGAUGGGGCUAAUGCCACUCCAAACCCAAGUAAAGACCCAGGAAGCAAGGAUAAAGAUGAUGUGUUUUCAGAUGGUGAGGUCGAAGAAUCAGGGUCUUCAAAAAGCAGGCAGGCUCAAGCGGCUGAAGGAAGUGUUGCUGCUAAAACAUCCAGUUCAGAAACUAAGACUAGUCCAGACCAAAUUGUGAGUAUAACACAUAAGACUGAACAGGUCUCGCUUGGAGCCUCUGGCACCACACCUAUCCACGAUGCUGGUAAGCCAAAAAGUGAUGCAGUUGGCGGAGUUACCUCAGGGCUUGAGGUCCCGAACCCAGAAAGGGUGAGUGAGUUCAAGGCAAUGGCUGCUGAUGCUUCUGUUUUUACAUUUGGAGAUGACGAGGACUAUGAAAGUGAGUAAACCAAGAGUUUGAGGUUGAUGGCUUUGAUUCUAAAACAUCUGUACAUAAAUGGCUUGUAAACAAAUUCAAAAUGCACCACUUCCUGAAAACAGGUUGAUGUUCAAUCCAUUCGUUUCCAUUUUAAUAUCAGAUCCUGUUACUGUUUAUUGGUUUGGUGACUCAGAAUUGCUGAGAAUAAGUUGUAAUUUAUACGUACAUGUUCAUACUUAGCUACCCUGUAAAGCGAAAGGGUGUCAUUUUGGUUGAAUUGCAAGUCUUUCAAUGCCUUGUU